CGAGCGCCAUUGAACGCAUUAUUCCCGCAUGGCGGACGAUGACCUGACCGGAUUUACGUGUUAGCAAGCAUGUAUUGUGUAGUAUCUAGUUGAGUGGUAAUUCUUUUUUCUAAGUAAUUAACUGAAUUGAAAUACAAGCUUUAUAUUGACAUCAUAAAGAGAUAAGUUUAAAUAGUGUGUGAUUAUUGAACAAAAUAGUGCGCAAAAGUUGUUUUUCUCAACUAGUCAAGGAGCAAACAUAGGAGGCAGACGAGUGCUCGUUGAGCAUGGCGUGGUGUGCGGUUUAGUAAACAACUUGUGUACGAAUUACAUAAAAAUCUAUGACCCACAAAAUCAGUUUUAAAGACACGCAGUAUUGGAAUUUUCGAUAAAUUAUUUUCAGUGAAUUGUGAGAAAUAUUUGUGGUUAGUUUCUUUUGUUAGUGUGGAUAGUGUUUUUUUUGCUGUUCGAUUCAAGCUUGCUGAUUGUGGCGUGGAAUUUUUGGAACACGGCGUGCUAUGGUUCAAAAUCAGAUACAUCACCAUAAAACCUCAUGAAAGCUGGCUGAAGAAGUUGAUAACAAAAAUGUAUGGAACUGAUAAUUAAAAAGAAACUAUAAAUGGAGUAAAUAAGUGAACAUCAUAAAUAUUUACAAGUGGAAAAAGAGACACCUAAAUCAGUGAAAUAAAACUCUGGAGACCAAUGGUCAAACCAUCUGGAUCGGGAUGACUUCACAUCAAGUAAUUUGGCGACACAAAGCCCCAAAUGAUAAACAACAUGUUUUUGAUGUUUAUAUGAAUGGCAUGAAUCAAAGAAAUGUUUCCUGAACACCGAUUUGUCUACCUCAGCUUUAAGGCAAAUAUGAAGUGGUGUCGUCCACGUCAAUGCCGCUGACAUUACUGCGGUUACUUGAAAGGUGUCAUUACAUUAUCAAUAACAUCGAUCACGUAAAGAUAGUGGAUUGAUUCUGAUAAAGUUAAAGACACCUUCAAGUAAGGAGAAGAAGAAAUAACUUGAAAGAAUAAUUAAAUGAUUUGAUUCCAAUGGAGUCUUCCAUAGUGAAUAAAAAAGAAGACGAAAGAGAGUCCAGUGUUGGAUGUCCAAAUUGUUUAGUCCACCUAAACUCAUCAGCAAGACUGAAUGAUACAUGUGAGCUUUGCUCACGUCUUUAUGGCAAAUCUAACAACGUCACGUUGACUACAGCUAAAAAAUUAACAGUCGAAUGCCUAAAUAGUGUCAGUUGGCGUUGUUGUAAAAGAACAAUGAUAAAACAUCAACGUUCUUCACAAUCUUUAAAUCAGUGCGGAAUGUCUAGAUGUGCUUCAAGUGUUGUGCGAUGGAGUUCUUUUAAUAAAACGUUUUCAUACUUACAUCUCAUCUUUAUCAUCGUAAUUUUCUUUUCUUUUAUAACUGCCAGUUAUGCGCAAUUAAGUACUUCGCUUAAAAAAACCUCGAACUCCUCCAGAUCAGAUGUGUGCCAAAGCAUAGACAUAAGAAAUAGCGUGACUCAAUUUUCAAGACUGGAAGGUUGCCGAGUGGUCGAAGGCUUCGUACAAAUACUGUUGAUCGACCAUGCAGAUGAUGCGGCUUAUGCUAAUCUCACGUUUCCAGAUUUGGUGGAAAUUACUGGAUACCUUUUACUUUAUAGAGUGAAUGGAUUACGAAGUGUUGGUCGACUCUUCCCUAAUCUAACUGUCAUUCGUGGUCAUUCACUGUUCAUCAAUUAUGCUUUGGUAACAUUUGAGAUGAUGCACUUGCAAGAAAUUGGCCUACAUCAUCUAACUGAUAUUCAACGAGGUUCUGUUCGUUUUGAAAAAAAUCCUGCUCUUUGCUAUGUUGACACUAUUGAUUGGGAUAUAAUUGCCAAAGCUGGCAAAGGAGAGCAUGUUAUAUCGGGUAACAAACCCAAAAAUGGAUGUCCAGUAUGUGAAAAAAACUGUCCAACUCGGUUAACUAAGCCAGAUGAUACUUUAUGUUGGAACAGACAACACUGCCAAAAAAUUUGUAAUCGAAAGUGUGGAGAUCGUGCAUGUAAUCCGUCCGGAGAAUGCUGUGAUCCGUCAUGUUUAGGAGGAUGUACUGGACCUACAAAUAAAAAUUGUACGGUAUGUCGAGAAGUAGCACUUGACAACCAAUGCGUCAAGCGCUGUCCACCGGGCAGAUACGAGUUCUUAAAUCGUCGUUGUAUCGACGAGAAUGAGUGCAGGAAAAUGAAGAAACCCCGGGAGGCGUAUGGCAAUGUACGAGAAUAUCCGUAUAAGCCAUUCAAUAACACUUGCGUGAUUGACUGUCCAGCAGGAUACAUGGAUGAUGAGAAAAAUGGUAAAGCAAGGUGUAAGAAAUGCGAUGGUCCCUGUUUAAAAGAAUGCUCAGGUGCAAGCGUUGACAGCAUUGCUUCAGCUCAGAAACUACGAGGAUGUACUCAUAUCAGAGGAAGUCUGGAAAUUCAAAUACGAGGAGGAAAAAACAUGGUGAAGGAGCUAGAAGAUAAUUUAAAUAUGAUAGAGGAGAUUGACGGCUAUUUAAAAAUAGUUCGAAGUUUCCCUCUAAUAUCUCUAAACUUUUUGAGAAAUUUAAAAGUGAUAAAUGGAAAUGAUUUAGAGAAUGGCAAGUACACAUUGGCUGUACUUGAUAAUCAGAAUCUUCAAGAGCUCUGGGAUUGGAAUUCCCAUCCACCAUUGACAAUUAAAUCUAAAGAUGGACCUCCUAAAGUAUUCUUUCACUUCAAUCCAAAGCUUUGUCUUCAAAAGAUCGAGAGAUUGCGCGAUGUUGCAAAAUUGCCUCAAUUCACAGACUUGGAAGUUGCACCUAAUAGUAAUGGUGAUAAAGUAGCUUGUAAUGUUACUGAAUUGAGUGUUCAAGUAACGAAGAAAACAGCUGAAGCAGCUCUUAUCCAAUGGGAGGCAUUCAGACAUCAUGAUCCUCGAUCCUUAUUGGGUUACGUUGUGUAUUUUAUUGAAGCAAACAAUCAAACUGUCACGAUGUAUGAUGGUCGUGAUGCGUGUGGGGGUGAUGGAUGGAGAGUUGAUGAUAUUGCGGCAGAAUCUACUGAGGCCUCACACAUUGUAUCGGCUUUACUUACUCAACUAAAGCCAUAUACACAGUAUGCAUUUUAUGUUAAGACCUAUACCAUAGCAACUGAGAGAUCAGGUGCUCAAAGUAAACUUCAAUAUUUUACAACUAUGCCUGGAGUUCCAAGUGCACCAAGAGCGCUUCUCAUUUGGAGUAAUUCAAGUAGCGAAUUGGUCAUGUCCUGGCUUCCUCCGCUCAAAAAAAAUGGAAAUUUAACUCAUUAUAGAAUUAUCGGUAGAUGGGAACAGGAUGAUCCCAGUUUCCUCGCACAGCGAAAUUAUUGUGAUGAACCUUUACAAACACCCGAAAAGAAACCAAUAGCAGAGAUGGCCGAAGAUGAACGUAAGCGAGCAGAGGCAGAAAGUCGUGCUAAACUGCCAGAAAUAGCAUCUUGUGAUUGUGCUGAUCGGGAAUCAGAUCAAUCUUUACGUGAGAAAGAAGUUUCUAGUUCAAUCGCUUUUGAAGAUGCACUCCAUAAUCAAGUCUAUGUCAAGAGAAAUAACAAUAGAAGGAAGCGUGAUACGACCAGUCAAAUGCUUAUCGCUGCUACUCAACAAAGAAAGUCCAAUUUUUCUUAUGAGAAUGGAAAAGAUGGUGGCACAGAUAAGAAAAUAAAUGGUACAUAUAGUAAAUUUGAACGAUUGAUACCCAGUUCAAAUCUCUCUUUUGUCAUGCAAAAUUUAAGACACUUUGCAGUAUACAAUAUUGAACUUCAAGCAUGUCGUGAAUCAAUCCCAAAUGAUUCCAAUGAUAAUUGUUCAACUAAAACAAUGAGAAGUUAUCGAACUUUGCCAUUUGAACACGCUGAUGAUAUCCCAGCGGGAUCUUUUAAAGUAGAAAAGAUUAGUGGUAACAACAGCCAUCCAAUGAUAAAGUUACAAUGGGAUGAACCACUGCAACCCAAUGGAUUGAUUGUUACUUAUCAGAUCGAAUACAAGAGAAUUGGAAUUCAAAAUGUUCAGCCUGUAUUAGUUUGUAUUCCUCGACGAGAUUUUGUAAAUGCUGGCUACUCAUAUACUUUAAAAGACUUGGCAUCUGGGAAUUACUCAAUAAAAGUUCGUGCGACAAGUUUAGCAGGAAAUGGUGCUGACUCGGAAGUACAAUAUUUUUACAUUGAAGAAUAUAGUACAAGAGGAACAGUACUAAUUAUAAUAUUUACCAUCAUGGCUUUAGUAUUGUUAGUAAUUUUAGCUACAUACUACGUUUGUAGACGGAAACUAAUGCGAAAUGUUCCCAGUAUGAGAUUGAUAGCAACUGUCAAUCCAGAAUAUGUUAGUACGGUUUAUGUACCUGAUGAAUGGGAAGUACCGCGUAAAAAAAUCCGACUACUUCGAGAACUUGGAAAUGGAUCUUUUGGAAUGGUUUAUGAAGGUGUUGCUAAAGAUAUCAAUAAAUUAAAGCCGGAGAUCCGAUGUGCUGUUAAAACUGUCAAUGAAAAUGCUACUGAUCGUGAACGCAUUGAAUUUUUAAACGAAGCAUCUGUAAUGAAGGCUUUUAAUACUCAUCAUGUUGUAAGAUUAUUAGGAGUUGUAUCACGAGGACAACCAACCUUGGUUAUAAUGGAAUUGAUGGUAAAUGGCGAUCUUAAAACAUACUUGAGAAGCCAUCGACCGGAUCAAUGUGAAAAUAUGUCAAGACAGCCUCCAACUCUCAAGAGAAUUAUAAGAAUGGCAGCAGAAAUAGCUGAUGGUAUGGCUUAUUUAUCCGCAAAAAAAUUUGUACAUCGAGAUUUGGCAGCUCGUAAUUGUAUGGUAGCGGAAGACCUCACUGUGAAAAUUGGUGACUUUGGUAUGACCCGAGAUAUUUAUGAAACGGAUUAUUAUAGAAAAGGAACAAAAGGACUUUUACCAGUGAGAUGGAUGGCGCCUGAAAGUUUAAAGGAUGGUGUAUUUACUAGUUACUCUGAUGUAUGGAGCUACGGAAUUGUCCUGUGGGAAAUGGUAACACUUGCAUCACAACCCUACCAAGGAUUAUCGAAUGACCAGGUUCUACGAUACGUUAUAGAUGGAGGUGUUAUGGAGCGUCCAGAAAAUUGUCCAGACUCUCUAUAUUUACUAAUGCGAAGAACUUGGAACCAAAAAAUAACAAAAAGGCCUACAUUUAUCGAUAUUGCUACGAUGCUUCUACAAGAAGUACCCUUGGACGGGUUUGAAACUGUUAGUUUUUAUCACAGUCCAGAAGGUAUUGAAGCUCGUACUCAAAACGCCUCUCAUUCUCCUCAAAUCGAUAAAGAUCUUGAAAUAGCAACACUAGAAGAUUUACGAGAAGAUGAAAGAGAGGGUGAUGAAGGUUCGCCAUUACGUGAAGAUUUUGAAGAUUUUGCAAAUAUUGAUCCUACUUGUUUUAAGAGUAGUGGUAAUUUAAAAUAUGAUUUAGAAUUUUAUGGUGAACAUUCAAAACUUCCGAUUAAUUUUCACGAUUUGAAUUUUUCAAAAACACCUCUCAAAGCUGGUUUUGAGGACUUUGAUGGUGUAUCCGCAGGAUCAUUAUCAAGCAAGGGUACUUUAGAUUUUCCAUUUGUAGAAGAAAACCUCAAAUCAUUAAAAAAUUCCCCGUCCAUAAAGAACAAUAGCGUGCCUCAUGUAAAUACAAGUCCAUUAUCGGGGAAAAAUUCUGUAAGUCCACAGAAUAAAACAAAUCAAAUGUUUUUGAGAAAUCGAGGACCUAAUAAGUCACACAAAAAUAGUCCGGACUAUGAAAACCGAAGUCCUGAAAUCUUAUCUAAUAUUGAAGCAAAUGACGUAGGGUCUACUAGGAUAGAUUGCCCGUCUUUAGAUAACGUAGACGUGAUUGUCUCAGUUCAAGAUACAGACACACAACUUCAAACUGAUUACUUGGAAAAAGGAGAAAGUCUGAAUAAUGGAUAUAUUAGUGGAACGACUACGUAGUCUAAGAAAUUUGUGGUGAAUGGUAGAGUUUAUUAUCGAUUAGAGAAGUAAAAAAUAAAUAAAUAAUAGGAAGCUUUUUUACAUGAACUCCUAGAAUUGUAAUAAUUUUUAGUGGCAUGAAUGUUUUAUAAAAUGAUAAAAAAAGCUUUUGAAUUUUGAAAAAGGAAAUCGAAAGCUUUGAAGACUUUAUUAUGUAUAUUGCUGUGUUUAUCGUUAAACGAAAGGAAAAAAAAACAAAAUUAAUGUUUUGAAGUAACAUUUAAAGUUAGUAUGUAUUUAAUAAGCUACAAUUUUUAGCCUUUAUACGUAAAUGUGUACGGAUUAAAAACUUGAUUCUUAUUGGUGCAGGUUCAAUCAAGCUCUUAAUUCCGUCUUCUUUCAUAUACCCAAGGUUGCUACAGUUGUACAAUUAAUAAUUAAUUUGUGUUGCUGAACUUUACAUUGCGAUGUUUGACUACUGAGCCAGUUAGGUGAAUGGUUUCAAUACGUAAAUAUAAAUAUAACUAUAUUAAGAAUAUUUUCUUAUAUAAAAAUAACUUAACAAAAUUUUUUUAUCAAAAAUGAUGAUAUAAAAAAUUUUCUAAUUACUAUUAAUUAUGCAUAAAACGAAAUUUAUUAACUGACUAUCAAAUCAGUUAACUGAUAUGAUUCUAAAUUGAGCUUGUUAUUUUAUUGAUUGAAAAAUUAUUUUUAAGUGAAUAAUUAUAUAAAUUUCAAAUCAUUUGUUUGAAAACUAACUGAAAAAGCAUGUCGUUAUUUUCAAGUAAUAUUCUUAAUUAUAAAUUAGAAAAAGAAUAUCUAUCUAAAUAAGUAUUUUUUACUGAGAAAAAAAAAUAGUUUUAUAAAAGAAGAAUUAUUAAUUCUCUAAUUAAAAUUAAAAAAUAAACACAAAUAUUUAAUUAUUCAUCUAUUGCUUUAUUAACUCGUACUAUUAUUAGGAUUUAUUUACUCACGAUUUGUAAGUGCUACUAUACAUAAUUAGUGGAUAUAAUGAUAAAUUAAUACUGACUCAGUGGUCAUCAAGCAGUAAAAAUUAAAAUAAUAAAACUAAUUUCCGUUAUAAGAAAUUAGAAAAAACGAACAUGAAUAAAAAAAAAGUAACGCAAUACAAUUAAAACUAGAUAUGAUAAGCCUCAAAAUACAAGACUGAUUAGCUAUUCUCUCAUAAUCUUGCAAUUUGUUAAUGAGUUAACACAAUAUGGUAGAAGUUCCACGAAUUUUCUUUUCUUAUCCGUAAUGCCAUUUUUCGUUUAUUUUGCAAACAUACCCGCUUAAAUGUAUUAAGUAUUAUUAUUACUAUUAUUAUGAAUAAUAAUUAUAGUAAUAAUAACAAUGAUGAUAAUAAUAAUUAAAUAUAAUGAUUAAAAUAAGAAUAUUAUUAGUAAUAAUAAUAAUUUUUAUGAAUGAAAUGAAUACAAUAAUGAUGAAUUAAUAAUUAAUAUUAAUAACAAUAAUUAUUAACACAUCAGUAACCCAUUAAAAAGUACCCACUUUAUUUUUAUCGCCCAUAUACGCGAUUAAUCGAGGUUUUAAAUAAAAAAUUUUGUACAGUUGUAAUCCACAUUAUAAAAUGUAACAAGCCACUGAAAAAAAAAUAUAAAUUGUACUGUAGUUAAAUUGAACUUCUAGAAAACUCUUUGGAAAAAAAAUAUGGCAAAAGAACUAAUUACAUAUUAUUGCCAAUUCUUGAAUAGUAGCUUCACUUUUUAUCAAUAAUCUCAUGUCAGUUGUAGAAAUUUCCGAUUUUUUCUUAACCAUUCGGAUAUUUUACUAAUUAUUUUUAUUUAAAUUUUCGGCGUUUAUGAAACAAAAGAAACACAAAA
Chelonus insularis is the source of this 7762-nucleotide messenger RNA. It is a transcript of the gene InR-2, whose product is annotated as insulin-like receptor. NCBI's taxonomy places the organism in Eukaryota, Metazoa, Arthropoda, Insecta, Hymenoptera, Braconidae. The transcript has 11 exons. The record is from RefSeq and is a predicted model, not a curated record. Gene Ontology annotation, molecular function: insulin receptor substrate binding; ATP binding; insulin receptor activity. Gene Ontology annotation, cellular component: insulin receptor complex; plasma membrane; axon. Gene Ontology annotation, biological process: protein phosphorylation; glucose homeostasis; positive regulation of MAPK cascade. Bases 1023 to 5939 code for a protein of 1638 amino acids.